AUGAAUGAAAAUUCCAAUCUUAAGUCUCUCAAAAUCAUCCAUUAAAUCAUCAUCUUCAAACUCCGCCAAUAAUUCUUCUCUCCUUCAUUCCCAAACACAAACACCAUACCAACACCUGAGAAGCCUCUUCCUUUCGCUGGAAUUAAUGGGGAACGAAAGGACUGCAGCCGUCUACUCCUCUGCUCACACCCGGAAGCCUCCUUCACCGGGAGAAAACACCCCCCUCCUCGGUGGCGGACGGCCUCGGUCCUCUCAAGCAAAGACCUUCGCCAACGUCUUCAUCUCAAUCGUCGGCGCCGGUGUUCUCGGCCUUCCUUAUGCCUUCAAGCGCACCGGAUGGGUUAUGAGUCUCAUGAUGCUCUUCUGCAUCGCCGCCGUCACUUAUUACUGCAUGAUGCUUCUCGUCUACACUCGUCGGAAGCUCGUCGCCGACGGUUCCUCCGAGAUCAAUUCUUUUGGUGAUUUGGGAUUUACAAUCUGUGGCUCAUCUGGCCGGAUGAUCGUUGAUAUUCUAAUUAUUUUAGCUCAAACCGGCUUCUGCGUUGGGUAUUUAGUCUUCAUCGGCAAUACGAUGAGCACUUUGUUCAACUCAUCCUCCAAGGCUUUAGGCUCUGAUUUUCUGGGAGCUUCCCCUAAAAUCUUAUACAUAAUUGGCUGUUUACCCUUCCAAUUGGGUCUGAAUUCGAUCAAAUCCCUUACUCAUUUGGCUCCAUUGAGUAUUUUUGCAGAUGUAGUUGAUCUAGGGGCUAUGGGAGUGGUGAUUGUUGAAGAUGUUUCUGUUUUCUUAAAGAAUCGGCCUCCAGUGGAAGCUUUUGGAGGAUUAUCAGUUUUCUUCUAUGGCAUGGGAGUAGCUGCUUACGCCUUUGAAGGAAUCGCCAUGAUUCUCCCUCUAGAAUCAGAGAUGAAAGACAGAGAUCAAUUUGGUAAGAUCUUAGGUUCUUCAAUGGCGUUUAUUGCUGCUCUAUAUGGUGGAUUUGGGGUUCUGGGUUACUUUGCUUUUGGACAAGAAACAAGUGAUGUGAUAACUUCAAACAUGGGUCCUGGAUUAUUAAGCGCCAUUGUUAAACUAGGUCUCUGUAUAAACUUAUUCUUCACUAUGCCAUUGAUGAUGAAUCCAGCUUAUGAGAUUAUAGAGAGAAGAUUCUCAAGAGGAAGAUACUGUGUUUGGCUGAGAUGGUUACUUGUUGUAUUAGCAACUUUAGUGGCUAUGUGGGUUCCUAAUUUUACAGAUUUCUUGUCAUUGGUUGGAAGUGGAUUGUGCUGUUCAUUAGGUUUUGUUCUUCCUGCUUUCUUCCAUCUACUGGUUUUCAAAGAAGAAAUGGGAUGGAAAGGAUGGUGUGUAGAUUUGUUCAUUGUUGUUUCUGGGAUUGUUCUUGGAGUUGCUGGAACUGUUAGUGCUGUUGAACAGAUGUAUUUUGCUAAAGAAACUUCUUCAAUUUCAGCUUACAAAUGGAAGUAGUAAUUUAAUUCUCUUGAGAUUUCAUUCAAAGAUGAAAAAUGAUGGGGUUGGUCUCUUUUGCAAAGGAACUCAGCUUAGUUUCUUCAUAUCAUCCAUCUUCAUCAUGCAAAGCUUCAAGGAGAUUCAUCAAUGGAGGUUUGAUGUUAUUUUGUUCCUAUUUAAUGAUUUCAAGAAGGUUUAAUUAUGGAAAUAUUAUGGCAUUGAGUAUAUGUGGUUAAGAAUAAUCUUAAGAUUUUGUUUAUAGUUUAUACUUGAAAUAAUGUAUUUGUAUUGUACAAUGGAUUUGAAAUUAAAAGUUGUUGAUUAUUAUUUUCAACAAUUUCAUUUGUUUGUGGGUU
Cucumis sativus (cucumber) is the source of this 1797-nucleotide messenger RNA. RefSeq names its product amino acid transporter AVT3B. The coding region runs from base 5 to 1459 and encodes 484 amino acids. Gene Ontology annotation, biological process: amino acid transmembrane transport. Gene Ontology annotation, molecular function: amino acid transmembrane transporter activity. The transcript has a single exon. Gene Ontology annotation, cellular component: vacuolar membrane. The record is from RefSeq and is a predicted model, not a curated record. Lineage: Eukaryota; Viridiplantae; Streptophyta; Magnoliopsida; Cucurbitales; Cucurbitaceae.